Necator americanus (New World hookworm) is the source of this 282-nucleotide messenger RNA. RefSeq lists its product as uncharacterized. The transcript has 2 exons. Bases 1 to 282 code for a protein of 93 amino acids. Lineage: Eukaryota; Metazoa; Nematoda; Chromadorea; Rhabditida; Ancylostomatidae. The record is from RefSeq and is a predicted model, not a curated record.
AUGAAAUCUUUCGCAACAACUCUUCACUCCGUCACGCUGAACUGCCGAACAAUGUCGAGUGAGUUCCUCCCAACUGCCCUGUCUAGAUUUCAACGGAAGGAGAAGAGCCCGAAGGAAGCUGUGUCGUCAGCGCGAUCGCGAAAGCGAAUAGACAUCAAGGAGGUCGAAAUGGCAAGGAAAAACCGAGUCGAAGGUUUUCAUGUGUAUCCAAAAGAUGAAAAUGGAAAGUCUGGUGGAGACGACAGGAUGGCUAAAACAAACAAACAACAACAAAAAUGUUGA